UGAGUAUCUUGUGUUAGAAGUUUUAAAAAAUCAUUCUGAGGAAGAUGAUGACGCACAGAAAAGUCAAGGGCUCUUUGCAAGACUUACAAGUGGCAAUAUGUUUUCUUCUGGAAAAAACGGUGCUUUUAAAUUAUCAAAUAUUUUGCAGGAGGAGCACAGACCAUUGGACACAGAGUUAUGCAAGCCUUUAGCAGGACAGCAGAAUUAUCACCAUCCAUCACUGAAAGCUGCCAAUUUAUAUUGGAUACAAUUCGAAAACGUAAUAAUGGUAUUCUUGUUCAAGAGAAAUGGUUAAAUGAAACUGAGUACCUCUUAAAAAAUAAAGUCCUCACUAUUGGUGUGUUUGGACGUCACAAAGCUGGAAAGAGCACUUUAUUGAAUGCACUCCUUCACCAUGAAGUAUUGUCAGUAGCUGACACAAAUGAAACAGCAUUUAUUUUAAGAAUUUGUCAUAAGCCUAGUGACCAUCAUGGAAACAGCUGUUUUGAAGAUACUGAACAAUUUCUAUUUAUGAAGGAGGAAGAGAUUAAGGGUCGCCGAAGCAUCCGAAAAAUAAUUCAAAAAACGAACUCUGAUAUUAGAGAAAAGGGUGCAACAAUUGAUGUUCAUGAAGUAACAGCACAUGUGCCCUUCCUAUGUCGUUGUGCCACUGAUGACAUCAACACUGUGCUGUUAGAUACUCCUGGCUUGUCUGAAUCUAACGAGUUAGGAAUAUCUGAAGUCUCAGAGCAUCAACUGAUGACCUGCUCUGUUUUUGUAUUUGUAAUAUCAUGCCAGCAAUUGCAGGAUUCUAUUGAUACUGAUUCAUUAAAAGCUAUUGUCAAGAGGGACCCAAGUACCAUCCAUAAACCAUAA
Molecule: messenger RNA, 855 nt
Organism: Amphimedon queenslandica
Lineage: Eukaryota; Metazoa; Porifera; Demospongiae; Haplosclerida; Niphatidae
Exons: 6
Coding region: 178-855 (225 amino acids)
Biological process (GO): mitochondrion localization; mitochondrial fusion
Cellular component (GO): mitochondrial outer membrane
Molecular function (GO): GTPase activity
Source: RefSeq, a predicted model, not a curated record